Messenger RNA from Lottia gigantea (owl limpet), 1059 nucleotides. RefSeq lists its product as hypothetical. Lineage: Eukaryota; Metazoa; Mollusca; Gastropoda; Lottiidae. The transcript has 2 exons. The record is from RefSeq and is a predicted model, not a curated record. The coding region runs from base 1 to 1059 and encodes 352 amino acids.
AUGGCAAAUAAAAAACUAGAUCGUUAUUCAUUUAACAAGAAAAAAGAGGAUUAUAUUAUCAUCUCCCCCACUGUUGGUUCUAAAUCCCAAUUGAAUGAUGGUGGUAGAAUUACCUUCGAAAUAAAUUCAUUAUCGAAUUGGUUGCUUCUUUCUGAUGCUUAUUUCAGAUGCGAUUUCAAAAUCAAAGACGCCACUCAGAAUCAAGUACCACAAACUAAUACAACUUUAGAAAACAAUUUCUUUCCAUCUUUAUUUAGCGAGAUGGUUUUGGAAGCUGGUUCAAAUCCGAUAGAAAUAAUCAAACAUCCUGGGGAAUUCGACACAAUGUUGAAAACAGUUUUAUAUCCUAAAGAUUUCGAUUCAGUCUCGGGUUGGAUACCCGAUGUUGGCGAUGGAAGUGUUUUAAAAGAACCGAAUAAUAGGUGGUGUAAUUACGUAAAUUGGAAAUUAUAUCCUUUAUUCGGUCUGUUGGAACAUAGAAAAGUUUCCAUAGGGUUACCAUAUAAAAUUCAUCUACAAAGAGAAACCAACGAUGAUAAGAUAUUUUUUGGAGAGAAUGGUUCAGAUGCAAAAUUAGAAAUAACGAAUCUCCAACUUUUCAUACCCGUAAUAACACCACCAAUUGAAGUAGAAACGAGAAUAUUCAACUCGUUAACUAAAGAUAUUGAAAUAGCUUUUCUGCAUCGUAACACGGUAGGUAGCAUGACUUUAAAGGGAGAAUCCACCACCUGGCCAAUCACUAACACUAUUAAACCAGCAAGAUAUUUAAUGGUUGGUUUCAGGAACUUACCAGAUUCUCAAACGAAUAACAAUAAUGUCUUUAGAGUGGCAAUGAACCAAACUCAAAAUCCUUUAAUCCAUAAAGUUCAAGUAAGAUUAAACAACGAAAAUUAUCCUAACCAACCUUUAACAAUUAAUCCAUUCACAAAGGAUUAUAAUGAAUUGUAUAGAAACUAUAAAAAUAUGUGUGAAUUAUUUGGAAAUCCACCUCAGUUUGAAUAUGUAGAUUUUGCACUUAAUCAUCCAAUCUUCUGUUUUGAUCUAUCAGCUCAUCAAUAA